Messenger RNA from Oncorhynchus masou masou (cherry salmon), 5220 nucleotides. Its product is annotated as nuclear prelamin A recognition factor-like. Gene Ontology annotation, cellular component: lamin filament. NCBI's taxonomy places the organism in Eukaryota, Metazoa, Chordata, Actinopteri, Salmoniformes, Salmonidae. Gene Ontology annotation, molecular function: lamin binding. The transcript has 10 exons. The coding region runs from base 1482 to 2924 and encodes 480 amino acids. The record is from RefSeq and is a predicted model, not a curated record.
GUGCGUGCAGUGAUGUAAUAAAUACGGGAAAAUCGGAUGUCAUUGAGCUCAAGAAUUGCCAAGAACAUGAAAGACACACAAAACAUAACAAGAUAUUUCGUUAUAAUAAUGGACUUUAGAUAAUAUUUUCUUAAUAUUUAGUAUUUUAUGACUCAAUUAAAACAAAUUAUAUCAAAAAACACGUUAAAGCGGGGGGUUGAUUAAAAAAAAUAUAUAUAUGUUUUAUUUUAUAUGGUUUUGUGGAUAUAACGUUGACCAAAAUCAUGACGUUAGUUCUACAUUUCAAAGAGUUCAAAGUAUCAAUAAAGUGACCAGUUUUACUCGGUAUGUACUCCUCCAUAUCUCUCCGAAAUCUAAUAGUGUACGUACAUCUGUAAAACAAAUGUGUCAGUGUUUCCGGUUCAUCAUUGGAGAAUGCACACUUCUCAUCAUUUUCUGUUAACAUUGACACCAUUGUUUUGGAGGGGUACACAUUGUGCAAAAAGAUUUAGGUGCACCUCUCAUCUUAUUAGAAAUACCACAUUUUGAAGGGACAAAGCCAAGACUUUCGACAUUGAAUGUGUGUUUUUCCACACAGUUAUUAAAUUAAUUGUUCAUCUCCUUACAUGUGGAUUAAUGUACAAGAAGAGAGCGAGCUGGAUAAACAAACCGAGAUGCACCCUCAGCCUUUGUUAAUAGAACCAUUCUUAACUAAUACCUUUCAUGGCUGAUGAUGGAGCCUGGUAUAGGCGUCAUAGGUUAUCUGAGCCAUGCCAGACACUGCACAUUUGUUGCCAAGGAAUGUUUUUCUCCCUCCAAUUACUGUUUAGAGAUUUAAAGCAUAAUCAUAGAUAAUUAACCCUUACCAGGAUAUAAAUAGCUAAAUAAAUUGCUGUUUAUAUUGGGUCCUGAUAAUAGGCCUAUAUGUUCUAACAGAGGCUUCAGCCUUUAUUUAGCAUUUAUUAUAUCAAUUAUGAUGAUGAAUGAUGUAUAAUAAUAAUUUAUGAUUCUUUUUGUCUUUAUUUACUGUAUACUAUGUAAGCCCAUUUUGAAUACAGUAGUCUUCUCGGAGGACACGCACAGAUGCUUUGGGUCCAUUCUUUGGCUCUCCGUCAACAUAAUAGUUAUCAUGGCAUAGCCUAUACAAAUAAAUCUUUAUUGCCUGCCUAUUGAAACACUUGGUGCAAUUAUGUGUGCUUUGUUGUGAUAUGGAAGCUGUUUUGUUGGCAGUUUACCAUCUUUAUUAUAUGCUGCUGUUGAGAUAAGAAGAAUGAUCCUGGUUGGUUAGGACAGGGCUAAUGAUGUAGAAGUUGGGUGGAGUUGAGUCACACACCCACACACAAAUACUAGCAUUUUAGUUUGGAUCGUGGAGUAGUUGGCACCACAGUUGUCCAAGGAAAAUGUGUCGAAGUGUUGUGAAGAUUCCAGGUCUAUUCCAGAGUUGGAUGGCUGACUGAUCCUGUGUUUGUGUGAAAUCCAACCCACAGCCAUUUCACAGAAAAAUGUCAGAAGAGAACAUCAGAAGACGCAAGGAGAAGUGUGAGAAUUGCACUAAACAGAUUUUUUUGGGGUUGAUUGGUAAUUUCCAGUGCAACAAGAAGCCGAGUGAUGAAGACCGUAGCUCCCUUCCAGAGGAAGAUGUAGCCAACGGAGAGGUCCCUGCCUCCUCCCAUCUCCUCAAGCAGCAGGUGUUGCUGAGUGCCUGUCUGUCCUGUGAGGGCUGUGUGUCCGAGGAGGAGAGCCUAAAGAUCUCCCAACAGAACCUGGAGGAGGUGGCCCGCGUCCUGGGUCUCAACAAGAAGUGUGAUGUGUCCAAACACCAGGUCCUGGUGGUGUCAGUGUGUCCCCAGUCUCUGCCUUUCUUCGCUGUCAAGUACGGUCUGGACAUUCCUGAGGCCACACGCAAGCUCUGUGGCUUCCUCAAGAGCCUGGGAGUGCAGUAUGUCUUUGAUACCACUCUAGCAGCAGGCUUCAGUAUUCUGGAGAGCCAGAGAGACUUUGUCCAGAGGUACAGCAGGAGGCACCAUGAUAGCCAGGCCCUACCCAUGUUCACCUCCUCCUGUCCAGGGUGGAUCCGGUACGCUGAGCGUGUUCUGGGCAGUCUGGUCACUCCUCACAUCUGUACGGCCAGGUCUCCUCAACAGAUCAUGGGCUGUCUGGUCAAAGACUAUUUCACCAAACAACAGAAGCUGAGCCCAGACAAGAUUUACCAUAUUAUGGUGGCUCCAUGCUUUGAUAAGAAACUGGAGGCAGUGCGAGAGGAGUUCUACAACAGUCUCCUGGAGAGCAGAGACGUGGACUGUGUCCUCACAUCCGGGGAGGUGUUCCACAUGAUGGAACAGAUGAAGGUGUCACUAGCAGACCUAGACUCCGUCCCUCUCGACCAUGUCCUGGGUGAGGCGGGGGAUCCAGCCUUGGUGAGACACCGGGGCAGAGGAUCGGAGGGCUUCCUGGAACACAUCUUCAAAUAUGCUGCUUCUGAACUGUUUAAUCUGGAUGUAGAGGAGAUCACAUACAAGACUCUCAGGAACCGUGACUUUCAGGAGGUGUGUCUGGAGCGGGAUGGGGAGGUGCUGCUGCAGUUUGCAUCCGUCUACGGCUUCAGGAACAUCCAGACCCUGGUCCACCGCAUGAGGAAAGGACACGUCCCCUACCAAUUGGUGGAAGUGCUCUCCUGCCCCGGAGGUUGUGUGAGUGGUCGUGGGCAGGCGCAGGGAGAGACAGGAAGCCGGGUGGACAAAGCCUUGGUUCAGCAGAUGGAGGAGGCCUACAGCAGUCUACCAGUCAGGCUGCCUGACACCAACCCUGGCCUACACUUUCUCUACCAGGACUGGCUGGAGGGACAGGACUCAACGCACGCCAACGCACUCCUACACACACAGUACACACAGCAGAGCCCCAGCCAGACACUGACACACACAAAGCCCCCGCACAUACAGUGGUGAGAGACACACACACACCUCUCGUGCACACACGUGCACACACACAGAAAACUCCAACACACCUCAACAUCCAAAAGCCCAAUAUGAGGGGUAAUCAGGACACUGACCCUUUCUUUUCUAAGGACCAUUACAAUGCUUCACAUAGGUACCAUUGUAUAGGUGGGGACGGCCAGAGGACCAGGAUGUUGCUUUUGUGGUCUUUUGCACCCUGCCUAAAGAAUAAUCUAUGGAAAAGACUGGACCAGUAUAUCCCAGAAAGACUUAAUUCUGGACUUCAAUAUGCCACAAGGUGGUGCUGUUGUUCCAUCUGUUUCACUGCUCUAGACUGCUGUGGAGGCUGGUCCACUGUUCUCUCACACCAUGGAGGGGGAAAAGGACGCCAGUGCCAAAUAUGUGGGCGAGAUUCCAGAGCGAAUCAAUUAUGUGACGGACCACAACAUUUAAUCCAGAGGGACACAUUUGCAGGAUGGACAACAUUUCAUCUGCCAGCCAAAGGAGCAGUAACCCUGGGAGGAAUAAUAUUUGAUCCAAGGGGAUGAAGCUGAAAAACUCACACAAAUGUGUCCUGUUAACAUGUACUGAAUGUUAAGCCUGUAAGAAGAUCUAGAUGCCUUAGUAGUAUUGCAUUUCAGAGGGGUAAAAAUACCCUAAAUGUUCAACAUAAAACCAGGUGUACUUGUUUCAACUGUGAAAUGUACAUGUUGUUUUGUCUCCUGUGAUUCCAAAAUGAUCAAUCAAUUGAUUGAAAAUGCUAUAUCUUCUCACUAAGAAUGCUGAUAGUGCUGUUGUGACUGCCAUUUGCAUUGUGUGUGUUCAUCCAUGUAAUAAUCACUGCAAUCAAUUUGGUAAAUGGCUGUGGGAUAGGGAUGGAGAAAUAUAACCACUCUCAAAUUCAUAGACAAAGCUAUUGAGAAUUUUUCAUUUAUUUGUAUUUUGUUUAGCCUUUAUUAAUACAGGUUUUUUUCUCAUUGAGAUAACAUCUCUUUUUCAAGAGGGACCUGGAGAGAGACUGACCAUUUAUGAUUUAAACAUUAUAGUUUUAACCAUAACAAAUCACAUGUUAUUAGCCAAAUGCUACGUAAACAACAGGUGUAGACAAAGUGAAAUGCUUACUUACGUUUCCUUUUCCAACAAUGCAGAGUUAAAAAUGUAGAACAUAGAAUUAGUGACACGAGGAAUGAAUACACAGUGAAUAACAAUUAUUUAAUUUUUUUCAUAUUCACAUUGUUUACAAACAAAUGAAUAAAACAAGCUCAUAUUUGGGGUUCUGAUGGGGUACAACAGUUGAUCUAAGCAUGAGGCAUUUCUAAGUUAUAUUUUUCAAUAGUUAUUGGGUACACAACAAUCCAUUUACAAGUCCAAAAGUGAAUGUACCAAUCACAGAUUGGCCCUUUUAAGGUUGUUUUAUUUGACCAUAUAGUGUCUGUGUCAUAUUGAUUGAUGAGCAUUAAAACAAUUCUAACCUGGAAAUCAGUCUGAUUUGAAUAAAUUCUGAAAUGGGACUGAGAAUAUAUCCCUUAGCCCCUCUCUCUCUCUCUCUCUCUCUAGAAUGCUAUAGACUCUAGAUCCAAGAAUUUUGAAAAUGUGUGGAAAACCCAACAAAUCAUCCACCUCUGUUCUGACAGAAAUAAAGUGAUGCAAAGGUUGCAUUUUAGGAGUGCAGGCUAGGGCUCUUUCACCUCUGUAAACUAUAGUUGCACGUUUUAAUGUCACAAGUACAGUUGAAUGCCUUUCAAACAUGAGAAAUAAGAAAUAUGAAACACUAAGUAAGCAUAUAAUAUACAGGAAAUAUUUUUUGAAAUCAGAUCCAAUACCAUAUUCAGUGUGAUCUUUAUUGUCCCAAUAAAUGUUGACCCUUCAUUCUCCCAUCUUCUCUCCUCUCUGCCUCCCCCGGAGAUUUGUCUUCCAACAAGACAAUGAUCCAAAACAUAAAGCAGAAUCUACAAUGGAAUGGUUCAAAAAUAAACAUAUCCAGGUGUUAGAAUGGCCAAGUCAAAGUCCAGACCUGAAUCCAAUCGAGAAUCUGUGGAAAGAACUGAAAACUGCUGUUCACAAAUGCUCUCCAUCCAACCUCACUGAGCUCGAGCUGUUUUGCAAGGAGGAAUGGGAAAAAAUGUCAGUCUCUCGAUGUGCAAAACUGAUAGAGACAUACCCCAAGCGACUUACAGCUGUAAUCGCAGCAAAAGGUGGCGCUACAAAGUAUUAACUGAAGGGGGCUGAAUAAUUUUGCACGCCCAAUUUUUCAGUUUUUGAUUUGUUAAAAAGGUUUGAAAUAUCCAAUAAAUGUCGUUCCACUUCA